AUGUCAACUAAAUUUAGUUAAUCGGUGAGAUUCUUACUUUGGGUGAUACAUAAAAAUAUACUUGGAAGAAUUGCAUUAUUGAAGUCGUAAUGUCCCUCACCUAAUUGAGAUCCAAAUAAUUUUCACAACUUGAAGUUUUGCAAGUAAAUGCAUUAAUGCAACGUUUUCAAUACUGUAGAGACAUGAUAACAAAAGAAGGAUUGAGAAAUAUAUUAAAUUUUGUGAAUUCUUGUACAUAAUUUAUUGUAGAACAGGGGAGAGAGUAAUUCGUAAAGUAUAAUAAAGAGUUCGGUUUUACAUGAUCUUGUAAGGAUAAGUUUAAUUGGAAAGCUACAAACCUAAGAAUUGUAAGGCUUAAUUGUUGAUGGAUUAAUAGAAAGUACGAUAGUCAUGUUUAUUAAAAGGAAACUUUUCCUAAUUAUGAAGAUGAUACUUUAUUUAGUGCUUUCAGUUUUAAAGAAUUGAAUCCAGGAGAUUAUUUUGGUGAUAUGUCAUUAUUAGAUAAUGGAUAAGUGUCAUGCACUAUUAUUUGUAAGACUUUUUGUUAGUGUGUGUGUAUGGAUAAACAAUAAUUUGUAAAAUUUAUUGGGAAAUCAGUACCAAUGUUAUAGAAAUUCAAAAUAUUAUAAGAAUAAUCAAUCUUUAAUUGUUGAACAGAUGAUGAAUUAAGAGCCUUAAGUUAUGAAUUCAAGAAUAGAACAUAUCAUUAGGAAGAGUACUUAUAUUAAGAAGGUUAAAGGAAAGUUUAAGUUUUCUUGUUAAUGGAUGGAUAAAUUGAGAUGACUUCAAUUAAAGAUAAUUAGUCAUAUCAUCUUUGUUCUUUGGAUGUAGGUGCACUCUUUGGAGAUGAUACUGAUUAUCAUACAUGUAAUGCUAAAUGUGUAUCAGCCAGAACAGAAGUACUUUUGAUUGGAAGACAAGUCUUAAGUCAUAUGUUGGAUUGGCAUCCUGAAUCAACAUAAUUGUACAGACAAUAAUUAUGUAUUAUAAAUCUAAUUUAUACUUUUAGAAUACAAAGUUAAUUGGAGAUAAGAAAGAUUGAAUAAUCUUAUUGAAAGUCAUGAGGAAACAACUAAAGUAAAAAGAACUCAAUCAAUUAAAAUGUAAUUAUUGGAUUUAUUGAUUAAACCAAAGUAUUAAAAUAUUCGUCUCUCACCUUGUGUUAAAAGAGUCACUAAAAUAUAGAAUAUCAUGGAUUUUGAAGAGAAGAAACUUAAACAUUAAGAAAUCUUGGAAAAAUAGAAUUUAGUCAUUUCUUAACGCAAAAUUGAAUUCUUUAAAUUAGGUCUUACAUUUACUGAAAAAGUAGAAAGAUGUAAAAAUAAUAACAAGCAGAAUUGAAUUCCAAACUUUAGAGACAAUAUGAAAGUGUUAUCAUCUUAGAACUUCCUUUUGAGAAACUCAAUAGAACAUCAAGUACUAUUUUGACCAAAAUAUCAUAAAAUACUUUUAAAUUAUCAUCUACCAAGUAACAUAGAAAAGUUUUCUUAAUUGAAGGAACAACCAUUAAUAUUCAUAAUAGAUAAUGA
Paramecium primaurelia is the source of this 1529-nucleotide messenger RNA. The record is from the annotation of a GenBank genome assembly. NCBI's taxonomy places the organism in Eukaryota, Ciliophora, Oligohymenophorea, Peniculida, Parameciidae.